AUGUCAGAUACACUUGCUGAGAUAGGCCAAAGACUUGAACGGUUGAAGAGCAACACUUUUGAGAAUUCUAUAUCAGCUAGUGCCCAGACUAGCAGUGUAGAAGAGGACAAUAGUUCUUCUAGCCCAACGAGUGUAGAUUCUUUUGAUAACUCUAAUUCUGACAGAGAAGAAGAGAUGGCUGGCAAUAACGAUGACAAUCGAGCUUUGGAAGAUUAUGCUCAACCGGUUAUACCAAAUUCCCCUUCCUGCAUCUUGCUGCCUACUGAAGCUAGAAAUUAUGAUCUCAAAUCUUCACAUUUUCACAUGCUUCCUUCUUUUUAUGGUUUACCUAACGAAGAUCCAUUAGCCCAUAUUAAGGAAUUCUACAAUGUUGUGAGUGGUUUACCUUUGCAGGGAGUGAGUGAAGCAAAUCUGAGGAUGAGGGUUUUUCCUUAUACAUUGAAAGAUAGAGCAAAGGGUUGGCUAAUGACUUUAGCACCUGGUUCGCUCACCACUUGGGAUGCCGUAGCUAAGAAAUUUUUGGAGAAGUUUUUCUCUACUCAAAAGACAGCUACUCUGAGAGGGCAAAUCUUUAACUUUAAACAAGAUGAUGGAGAACCUUUCAAUGAAUGUUGGGAGCGUUUCAAAGGGCUGUUGCUGCAAUGUCCACAUCAUGGGUUACCUCUUUACUUACAAAUGCAAAUUUUUUAUGAUGGACUAACCCAAACAUGUCAAUCGACUGUUGAUAAUGCAGCAGGUGGAGCUUUGAAGAAAAAAAAUGCUCAAGAGUCAUAUAACAUUUAUGAGAUGUUGGGAUCUAAUGCUCAACACAAAGAUACAAGAGGUAAACGAGUUGGAGUGUAUGAAAUGAGUUCUAAUAAUGAUCUUGCCUUGCAGGUGGCUAGUUUGGAAAAGAAGCUCGAUUCCAUGCUCAAUAUGGUGCCUAAGAUAGCUGAGGUGUGUGCCAUUUGCAACAUACCAGGUCAUCCGACUUAUCAAUGCUCAGUUAGUGAGGCUUAUCCCGAGUUCGUUCAAGAGCAAGUGAAUCUCAUGAAUUCUUACAAUCAGAGGCCGAGGAAUGACCCGUUCUCUAAUACAUAUAACCCUGGUUGGAGAGAUCAUCCCAAUCUCUCAUGGAAGAAUAACAAUCAAUUUCAAAAUUUCCAACCAAAGCCUGCCACUACGCUUGAAGAUACGGUCAAAAUGCUAGCUCAAAACACCGUUCAGUUCCAGCAAACUACCAAUAGUACUCUCCAACAACAUUCGGCUGGUCUAACCAAAAUGGAGACACAAUUAGGUCAGAUUGCUGAUGCUUUGAGUCAAAGAGAACCCGGAAAAUUUCCAUGCCAACCGAUGAUACUUCAAAGGAACCAAGAGCAAGCCAAAGCGGUCAUAACACUUAGAAGUGGUAAGGUUAUUAAUAAUGGAGUUGGCAAUGAAGUUACUAAUGAAUCUGAUCAUGUGAAUGCAGAAAUUUUUGAUAUUUUAAGUAAAGUGAAUGUUAAUUUACCUUUGCUGGAUGUCAUUAGGAAUAUAUCAGCGUAUGGGAAAUUUUUCAAGGAGCUAAAUACUUAUAAGAGGAAGUAUGGACCUAAUGAGAAGGUGAUGGUGUCUGAAAAUGUGAGUGCUGUGCUUCAAAGAAAGCUCCCACCAAAACUCAAGGAUCCGGGCAGUUUUUCUAUCAAUAUCACCAUUGGAGACAAGCUAGUUGAAAAGGCUAUGCUUGACUUGGGGGCUAGCAUCAAUUUGAUGCCCUAUUCAGUGUAUCUUCAAUUAGGUUUGGGGGGUUUGAAGGCAACAACUAUUUCAUUGCAACUUGCUGAUCGAUCAGUGAAAUAUCCAAGAGGUAUAGUGGAAGAUAUCUUAGUUCAAGUUGACAAACUAAUUUUGCCUGCUGAUUUUGUAGUGUUGGACAUGGAAGAGGUUCCUCUACAUGAUCGUGAGUUACCUAUUUUGCUUGGGAGACCCUUUAUGGCCACGGCAAAGACGAUCAUAGAUGUGCAAAAUGGUCUCCUCACCAUGACUGUGCUAGGAGAAACUGUACAAUUCAAAGUGUUUGAAUCUCUUUCUCACCCUUCUAGUUCAAUUGAUUGUUGUUCGAUUGAUGUGCUUGAUUCACUUGUUUUCUCUAAGUUUUUGCUGGCACAAUCCAAUGAUCCAUUACAAUAUGUUUUGAGUCAAUCUCAAAAUGACUUUGAUGAAGAAGUGCUCAUGGAGAUGGUGGCUGCCUUGGAAGCAUUAAAACAAUAUCCCUCCACGUUUUUGCCUCUUAUAGAGCCAUUAGAACCGUCUGCCACACAUCUGAUCCCUUCUAUUGUUAAACCUCCAAAACUUGACCUUAAACCACUUCCAUCACAUCUAAAAUAUGCUUACCUAGCUGAGUUUGAAACUCUCCCAGUUAUAAUAGCAUCUGAUCUCACCCCUUUGGAAGAAGAUAAGCUAAUUAGGGUGCUAAAAGAGUUCAAAUCAGCCAUUGGUUGGUCUAUUGCAGAUAUCAAGGGAAUAAGCCCUACCAUGUGUAUGCAUCGAAUUUUAUUGGAGGAGGGAGCGAAACCAACUCGUGAACCACAAAGAAGGCUCAAUCCACACAUGAAGGAAGUAGUGAGAGCUGAAGUGCUGAAGUUGCUAGAUGUGGGUAUCAUAUACCCGAUUUCUGAUAGCAAAUGGGUCAGCGCUGUUCACGUAGUGCCUAAGAGGAUUGGAAUCACAGUGGUAAAAAAUGAGCAUAAAGAGCUUGUUCAAACGAGACCUGCAGCUAGUUGGCGUGGUAUUGAAGUUGACAAAGCAAAAAUUGACAUCAUCUCAAAUAUGGCAGCCCCUGCUUCAGUGAAGGGAGUGAGAAGCUUUCUAGGACAUGCUGGUUUUUAUCGUCGUUUCAUUAAGGAUUUUUCCAAGAUCACUCAUCCAUUGUGCAAUCUUUUGGCCAAAGAUGUUGUAUUUCACUUUGAUAAAGAUUGUAUGAAUGCAUUUAAUACCUUGAAACGUGAACUAACCUCUGCUCCUAUCAUUAUGGCACCAGAUUGGUCUUUGCCUUUUGAGCUAAUGUGUGAUGCCUCUGACUAUGCUAUUGGUGCUGUUUUAGGUCAAAGAGUAAAUAAGCUGCCACACGUAAUCUACUAUGCAAGUCGGACGUUAAACGAUGCUCAACUCAAUUACUCUACAACUGAGAAGGAGUUGCUUGCUGUUGUGUUUGCUUUAGAGAAAUUUCGUUCAUAUCUUGUUGGCUCUAAAGUUAUUGUUUACUCUGAUCAUGCAGCUCUUAGGUUUUUGUUGACCAAGAAAGAUGCUAAACCACGUUUGAUCAGAUGGAUACUCUUGUUACAAGAGUUUGACCUAGAAAUUCGAGACAAGAAAGGGAGUGAAAAUGUUGUUGCUGAUCACUUGUCGCGCCUUGUUGAUGAAAACCAUGGAGAUGGACAAAUUUUGCCUCUCAACGAAUCAUUCCCGGAUGAACAACUCUUUGUCAUUCAAGAUAAAGAGCCAUGGUAUGCUGAUUUUGUCAAUUAUCUUGCUUCUGGUGUAAUUAGAGAUGAUUUGACUUUUCAGGAGAGAAAGAAGUUCUUUUCAAUGGUGAAACACUACAUGUGGGAUGAGCCCUAUUUGUUUAAGUAUUGCCCUGACCAAAUCAUUCGAAGAUGUGUUCCAGAGAGUGAGCAGCGAAGCAUACUAACAUUCAGUCAUGCAUUGGCAUGCGGAGGUUAUUUCAGUGCCAAAAAGACAGCUUUAAAGGUUUUACAAUCUGGUUUCUUUUGGCCUACAUUGUUUAAAGAUGCUUUUGAUUUUAGCUCUAAGUGUGAUAGGUGUCAGAAAAUGGGCAGCAUCAGUCGCAGGAACGAAAUGCCAUUAAACAACAUUUUAGUGGUAGAGCUGUUUGAUGUGUGGGGAAUUGACUUCAUGGGACCAUUCCCAUCUUCUUUUGGAUACAUAUACAUACUAGUGGCAGUAGAUUAUGUAUCAAAAUGGGUUGAGGCAACAGCUACACGAACUAAUGAUCACAAAGUUGUUUUGAAUUUUCUCAAAGAUAUGAUUUUCACAAGGUUUGGAACUCCGAGAGCUAUCAUUAGCGAUGGUGGCAGUCACUUCUGCAACAAACCUUUCGAGGCAUUGAUGAAGAAGUACAACAUCACACAUAAAGUGGCAACUCCAUACCAUCCUCAAACCUCUGGACAAGUGGAAAUCAGCAAUAGAGAAAUAAAGAACAUCUUGAUGAAAACCGUCAGCCCUACAAGGAAGGAUUGGUCACUAAGACUGAAUGAUGCACUUUGGGCACAUCGAACAGCGUACACAUGUCAUCUGCCAAUGGAGCUCGAGCACCGUGCAUAUUGGGCCAUAAAGAAGUUCAAUUUUGAUCUCAAAGAAGCUGGUACAGUGAGGAAGUUCCAACUCAAUGAGUUGGAAGAGCUCAGAAAUGAAUCAUAUGAGAAUGCAAGGAUCUACAAAGAACGAACCAAGCUCUACCAUGACAAAGCAAUUCUUAGGAAGGAGUUUCAACCAGGUAUGAAAGUACUUUUGUAUGACUCACGUUUGCGACUGUUUCCAGGUAAAUUGAAGUCUAGAUGGGUUGGACCAUUCAAAGUGCUUCAGGUAUUUCCCCAUGGAGCUAUGGAGAUAGAAAACAUCAAGAAUGGCACCCGUUUUAAGGUCAAUGGACAGCGUUUGAAGCCUUAUUUGGAGAAUGUUUCACAGGAGCAGGUUUAUGUCGUUAUAGAUUCUCUCGAGUUUAUGGCAACUCAGACACACUACCAUGUCUUGCCUAGACAUUAA
Prunus persica (peach) is the source of this 4743-nucleotide messenger RNA. RefSeq lists its product as uncharacterized. NCBI's taxonomy places the organism in Eukaryota, Viridiplantae, Streptophyta, Magnoliopsida, Rosales, Rosaceae. Gene Ontology annotation, molecular function: nucleic acid binding. The record is from RefSeq and is a predicted model, not a curated record. Gene Ontology annotation, biological process: DNA integration.